Molecule: messenger RNA, 2615 nt
Organism: Dipodomys ordii (Ord's kangaroo rat)
Lineage: Eukaryota; Metazoa; Chordata; Mammalia; Rodentia; Heteromyidae
Gene: Emx2
Product: empty spiracles homeobox 2
Exons: 3
Coding region: 486-1250 (254 amino acids)
Biological process (GO): regulation of DNA-templated transcription; brain development; neuron differentiation
Molecular function (GO): DNA-binding transcription factor activity, RNA polymerase II-specific; DNA binding
Source: RefSeq, a predicted model, not a curated record
UCGUUUGCACAACUUGUGAAGAAGCGAACACUUCCAUGGAUUGUCCUUGGACUUAGGGCGCCCUGCCCGCCUUUUGCAGAGGAGAGAAAACUUUUUUUUUGCCUCCCCCGAGAAACUUUCCCCCCCUCCUCCCCACCUCUGCCUCCAACCCCCCUUCCAACACUCCACGCCAUCUCGCCAAAAAAAAAAAAUAUUCCCCCAAUCCACGCCUGCAAAUUCUUCUGGAAGGAUUUUUUUUCUCCCCUCUCUCCAGAUUGGGCGAGUUUGGUGCAAGAUUCCCGGGAUCUUCGGCUUUGCCUUUCUUCCCCCUCCCCCCUCCUUUCCUCUUUCCUCUCCUUCCUUUCUUCCUGUCCUCCCCCCACCCCACCCCCCCACACAAGAGCCCCCAAUUCUCGUCGGUCCUCGCCGCGGGCAGCGGGCGGCGAAGGCAGCGCGCCGCGGUCGCCGGGAGCCGGGAGCCCAGGGCGCCCGCUCCGGGGCGCAGCAUGUUCCAGCCGGCGCCCAAGCGCUGCUUCACCAUCGAAUCGCUGGUGGCCAAGGACAGUCCCCUGCCCGCCUCGCGCUCCGAGGACCCCAUCCGUCCCGCGGCGCUCAGCUACGCCAACUCCAGCCCCAUAAAUCCGUUCCUCAACGGCUUCCACUCGGCCGCCGCCGCCGCCGCCGCCGCGGGCAGGGGCGUCUACUCCAACCCGGACUUGGUGUUCGCCGAGGCGGUCUCGCACCCGCCCAACCCCGCCGUGCCCGUGCACCCGGUGCCGCCGCCGCACGCCCUGGCCGCCCACCCCCUGCCCUCCUCGCACUCGCCACACCCCCUCUUCGCCUCGCAGCAGCGCGACCCGUCCACCUUCUACCCCUGGCUCAUCCACCGCUACCGGUAUCUGGGUCAUCGCUUCCAAGGGAACGACACGAGUCCCGAGAGUUUCCUUUUGCACAACGCGCUGGCCCGAAAACCCAAGCGGAUCCGAACCGCCUUCUCGCCGUCCCAGCUCCUGCGGCUGGAACACGCCUUUGAGAAGAACCACUACGUGGUGGGCGCCGAGAGGAAGCAGCUGGCGCACAGCCUCAGCCUUACCGAAACUCAGGUAAAAGUAUGGUUUCAAAACCGGCGGACGAAGUUCAAAAGGCAGAAGCUGGAGGAAGAAGGCUCAGAUUCACAACAAAAGAAAAAAGGGACGCACCACAUUAAUCGGUGGAGAAUUGCCACCAAGCAAGCGAGUCCGGAGGAAAUAGACGUGACCUCAGAUGAUUAAAAACACAAACCUAACCCCGCAGAAAUGGACAGCAACAUGGAAAAGAAAAAGAAAACAGACUGGGAAAGAAGGGGAAGAAGGAAAAAAAAUCCUACAAAACAAAAACCGCACACACAUUGAGAAAGGGAGAGAGGAUCUGAGGAGCGACUUUGUGCUUCGCAGACUUUGGACAGCGAGGGCGCUGGGUCCCAGUUGGAGACCAGGCAGGGAUGGCGGAAGAUGGAGACUCCUUCAUCAACGUACAACCCUCGUCUAAAGAGGCAGCUGAGUGAGUGAUUGAAUGAUUGAGUGAGUGAGGUAGAAGAAGGGAAGGGAGAGAGAGAGAGAGAGAGGGAGAGAGAGAGAGAGAGAGAGAGUGCUAGCCCAGUGUGGCAAAGCUGACCUCGCACUCUGACAAGGGGAGCUGUCAGUCAAAUGCCAAACCAGGGAGACAAGAUGAUUGGCAGGUAUUCCGUUUAUCACAGUCCACUUAAAAUAUGAUAAUAAUAAUGUUUUUAUACAAAAAUCCAACCCAACCAGGCACAGGACUUUUAAUUUUGCACUUCCAAGUGUUCUUCCCCAAUCUUAAAAAAUUAGUAAUAACAAGUGAAAUUCCAUAUCUAGCCCCAUCCCACACCUGUUUCAAAAACUUGAAUUGCAUGUAGCAGUUGUUGGGUGAAUGGUGUCUAAAAACAAAUGAAUUGUAAUUUUAUUUCCCCUUCCUUUUUUUUAAAGACAGGUUCUGUGUGUUUUUUAAUUUUUAUUUUUAUUUUGGAGAAACGUGCAGUCUGUAAACACUUUUUGAUACCUUCUCUCAUGUCAAAGUGAUUGUGAACGCUAAAUGAAAUAGGCUUGGAGAUAGUGGUCCUCUUACAGAGAAACGGGGGGAACAGGAUGGGGUCAGGGAUGGGGGUGGUGUGGGAGGGUGUCCACAAGAAGAAUCAGGACUUGUGCUGGGGGAGGAAAAAAAUCCUUCAAAUUAAUUAUAAUUCUUGGACAAUCCCUUUCCCAACAUUCUGAAGCUUAAAAAAAAUCAUGAAAUAAGCUUCUCCUUUUAGUGGUUGAAGAAAUUGGCGGAGUUCAACCACUCACAAUAAUGAUCUAUUCAAAACUUACAAUCUACCUAUUGCAAAAGCUGAAGGACUGUAGUUAGCAAGGAUAAUGCUAGUAUGCCAAGGACACCGGCAAAUUUUCAAGCAGAGUUUCUCUUCCAAGACCAUAGACUUACUAAAGAGAGUGACAAAUGCUUCCUUAAUGUCUUCUAUACCAGAAUGUAAAUAUUUUUGUGUUUUGUGUUAAUUUGUUAGAAUUCUAACACACUAUAUACUUCCAAGAAGUAUGUCAAUGUCAAUAUUUUGUCAAUAAAGAUUUAUCAAUAUGCCCUCA